Messenger RNA from Ylistrum balloti, 1575 nucleotides. RefSeq lists its product as uncharacterized. NCBI's taxonomy places the organism in Eukaryota, Metazoa, Mollusca, Bivalvia, Pectinida, Pectinidae. The transcript is spliced from 6 exons. Gene Ontology annotation, molecular function: protein binding. The record is from RefSeq and is a predicted model, not a curated record. Bases 1 to 1575 code for a protein of 524 amino acids. Gene Ontology annotation, biological process: signal transduction.
AUGGCGGUCAGAAAUGGAAUGAAGACAGAUACAGUCGAUAUCAGAGAAGUUUUCCGACACGUGAGUCCUUACAUAAUCCGACAGUGGAAGGAAGUAUGUAUUGAGUUAGGAGUACAACAGUAUGAGAUUAAACAACUUGAGACAACCGACUUUACUCCCUGCCCCUCCCAGCUGGCUUUCAAGGGGCUGUGUCUGUGGUACGACCGAGUGGGAAAGGCGGCUAACAAGGAGUGUCUGGGUGUGGCACUCAACAAAUGUGGUCUCCGGAGAGCAGAGGAAGAGAUCGUAAACGUUGAAUCUGGAAAAUUGGACAGACCUUCGUCAUCACGACCUAAGUCAUCGCGACCUACAUCCUCUGGUCUACAGACAAAUCGGACACAGUACGCACGGCGUCUCAAGUCCGCUAACCUGGUUAGGCGACGUCAACAUCAACACACAGGCGGCAUAGCCCGACCAAAUACUCGGUGUAAGAGUGCACGAAGUGGGAUCCAUCGUGCUCGGUCGGCUAAGAGACGGGACAGCUACUCUGAUGACAAGUCUUGCGAGCUCAGUCUGAACAUCAAAGUGUCACAAAUAUCGAUAGAAGGCGAGGAAGAUUCGAACCAUACCAAACGAGAUUUAGCCGAACAGUUCUACGACACCAUCCUACAAAAGAAGGAACAGUUUUGUUGGACGUUGGAGGCCGCUAUUGACCUUCGUGACGUCAGAGUAGAAACGAUCACCAGGGGGAGCCUGUGUGUUAAGUGCAGCUGUUUAACACUGGGAGCACUAGAGUCACUUAACCAGAUGUUCAAAAGUCGACGUCUGUCAGCUGUGUGUCAGUCUGUUUUCGUCACGGAAAGUGUUAGGGACCUUGUAGGCGCUAAGUCACUUAAACUGGACGUUAGUAUAGAUACGGAAGAGUUGGACGCAUCACGAGAAGUACUCUUGUCCCGCAAGUUCAAAGAGUGCACUUUAGUUCACCCAGCGGACACAUUAACCACUCCGACAGAUUACCCCAGUCUUGACCACAUUCCUGUCACCACUGAUGUGGUGGUGAUUGAUAAAAACUUUGACGUUGUUGGGUGGCGGAUUCGCCUCAGUGCCGAUGUCGAAGCUGUUCGACACCGAUACACGGGUUUCAACGAUUCCAUUGACCUUUUCAUCAGAACCCUGCAGAUUAUCAUGCCGAAGGGUAAAACCUCUAUCGAAUCUUUAGCGGAUGUUAUCGGACUUUAUGGACAUUUAGUCGGAAGUUCAUCGCUUUCUUCUGGUGUUCGGACUGAUCUGGUUCGGGAAUAUCUAUCGACAGUGAACAGUAUAAGAAUACUAGUAGACGACAUCAAGGCCAAGUCAUCCCAGGCCUCUUCCGGUAACGAAAAUGAUGACGAUUAUCAGAUCAUGACGUGUCUGAUCAGUGAACUCCAGGACAUGCUUCUACCAAAUCACGUGUUCGAGGAAGACAUCAGUGUCCUUGACCGGAGAGUAAAUCCCGUAGAAAAACCGUUUCUAGGACUGUUAUGUUUUGUACCAUUACUUCUUGCUAAGCUGUCUACUGUUCUUUAUACACUUAGUGCGCCAGCAAUAUCUAAAUAA